CGAAAAUCCUUCCUCUUCUUGUCCAUGUCGCUCCUUCCAAAUCCUUCAAAACUAUACGCUUUCAUUCGUUUCUAUUGACCCGAAUUGAACAUACAUCACAUAAUGCAUGCUCAAGCCUUACUCUCAUUUGCCAUCAUGGCUAUUACUUCGAUGGCCGCUGCCGACGUGACUGCCACUAUCCUCUUCACCGAAAUGGACCACGACGAUCUAGUUGGAAAGGUUAUCGGAACUGACGGUCCCCUAACCACGUACGUAAUCAACUGCAAUCCGAAGCCCCAGAAUGCAAAUUUCUACCAGAUUGGGGAUUGCGACAUCUCAUCGCAGGGCUGGACUGUCACCGCGGGCCCAUCCACCAUGCGUGUUGCCUUUGAUUACCCCCAUUACACCAUGAUAGAGGCAUGCUCUCUCCACGCCUCCACGUCCCUCGACUGUGCCAUCACUAUGGAUUACGGUACUUCUACUGAAGUACAGUCUGGUGGUACAGUCGGCCCAACUAGUGAUUUCUACCAGACCGUGACCAUCACCGGCACCGAAAUAGCCUCUGAAUCUACUUCCCCACAGACUUCUCCCAUUGCUACUCAUGCUACUCCCACUACUACUGGGAGUACGUCCGCCACCGCUGCCGUGGUUGAGUCGGGAAGUGCGCCACAGAAAGCCGCUGCUAUCACGGCAUCCUCAUCGGCAGAGGCUAGCCAGAGCACCAAUGCGGCUAUGGCGAAGAUAACAGGCAAUUCUAAGUGGGCUGUUGGUGGCGCUGCAGCCAUGGCGGCGAUUGCUAUGGUUUGAAGUUGAAUAGUAAUGCGACACACCGUGUUGUAAUAUCACGUCCAUAGGUUUGACUGAAAUUUCUAUGAUCUCGAUGGCUCGUGUUACCCAGCACCCUACUCAGCUAUGACUGUCUUUUACAUGGGUCCACAACUUACGAACCACAUAUGUAUGUGUAUAUAAUAAACUCUAUAGCUGUAAGGUAGUCGUCUCCCGUCUUGCAUCCAGUAUUAUAUCCGUGCAUUUGCCCCGUCAGUGCAUAAAUCAAACUGCUACGAUCCAUUUGGGAUUAGGGCUAACAAUUCCAUAUGUACAUAUAGCAUCGAUAUGUGAACCAAU
Messenger RNA from Aspergillus caelatus, 1104 nucleotides. RefSeq lists its product as uncharacterized. Lineage: Eukaryota; Fungi; Ascomycota; Eurotiomycetes; Eurotiales; Aspergillaceae. Bases 103 to 786 code for a protein of 227 amino acids. The transcript has 3 exons. The record is from RefSeq and is a predicted model, not a curated record.